GUUGAGUCGUAAAGCCGCACAGACGAUCCAACAACAGUACUUGUUUAGCGUACACAUAUACUUGAGCGCCGUAUGUUGGAGUGUUCUUGAAGUUUGUUAAUCAUUUUCAUUAUAACUUAAACAUCUCGUGCAAUAUAUCGCGUGUGCAGUUAAAAGUUGACUGUGAUAAUAAUAAUGCAAAAUUUGAUUUAAAACAAUGGUUUGAAUAUAAUGAUUUGUCUGCUUAUACAAGACAAAAAUGCGGAGGUACAGUUUUGUUGGUUUGCAUUUUUUGUUGCUCUUGGCAUGUGCAGUGGCCCAAGAGGGCAACCAAUUAAGUUGUAGUGAUGAUAACACAGCAGUAACAUGGACUUGUAUUGCCGUUGUCGUGCUCGCCCUUUUCGUUGUCGGCAUGAUUGCUUGGAAGCAGCGAGGGCAAAAUACAUUGUUUUAUCUGCCCUGUUGCUGGAAACCAGAGAAAAAUCUAGUUUUGGAAACUGUCAAUGAUAAAACAGAGAAAAACAAAGAAUAUAAUUCAACAGAAUACGCAAUUAAUAAUGGAAAUUUUGGUGAAAUAACUCCUGUGACGGCACAAGUGACUAUAAAAUUUGAAAAAACAUUAGAUAAUCAAACUGUGUCAGAACACCGUUUUCUAGACGAAUUGCAGUCGUUAACCGCACGUUAUCCUGGAAUAAUUGUUGAUGUUGUGCCGAAUGAUAUAGCAAAAAACAAUAACAAUUCCGUUAAAGAAGGUAUAACAAAAUAUUACCGCAAUGCGGUAUCAGCGAUACGAGAAGUUACUCGUUCCAAAAAUAAUUCUGUUGUUGUUAUGGAAAAAACUACCACAAAAUGCAGCAACAACACUGCUGAACAAACAUUAGAUGAACCUGAUGGUAAACGUGAAACGGUCAUACAAAUUACAGACGAUAUAAGCCAUACCGCACCUCAAUAUCAUAGUCUAGAAUAUUCUGCAGCUGAACAACCUAAAGAAGACCGCUUAGGAAAAGUUAUGAUUGAUGGAGAAGUUCAAAAUAGUGUCCACGACCAAGAAAAACUGCCUGUAGAUGUUUUGAGAGAUAAUGAAAAAUCGGACGAAGUUCCGCCUGAUGUAGAAACCAAACAAACAGGAAAAGAAUUACCAAAGAACGAAAUGAAAUACAAUGGUGAAGUUUCAUUUAUUAACGAAAAGAUAAAUAUUGGGGAAGACUUAGCUGGUAGUAAAAAAACACAUAACGAUGAAAUUCAAAUUAUUAGCGAAAAGAGACAACCUGAAGAAACUUUGCUUACUAGUAAUAGAAAACAUAAUUUUACGAUUUCAAUUAACGAAGAGAAGAAUGAUUUCAAGGAAGUUCCUUUAAACGACGUUAAUAAUCUGCAGCAUGAUGAGCCUCUGGUAAACAGUGAAAAUAAUCGUCGUGAGGAAUUGAAUGGCAAAGAGAAAUCGCCGCCACCGCCUCCACCGCCUAGAAAACAUAGUUUAGCAUCAGAAUCAGUGAAUAGAACUGUUGCAUUAGGUAACCGCCAAGAAAUUGAAAUUGAAAAAUCACCGUCAUCCGACCACGUCAAAGUUGUUGACAGUAUAAAUGAAAAUGAUGAGUUCGCAUUGGAUAAUACAGAUAAUAGUACAGUAGGCAGUAGCAUGGAAGAUGGUGUUUCUUAUAAUAUCAAUGAUAUAACCGACAGUGGAAUAUUAAUUGAAGACACUACUAUACCAUCUUCCGAUGAAGAUAUGGAUAACAUUUAUCCAGUAUCGCCUCGGAGGCCUAUUAGCUUAAACGGCGAUAUUCAAAAUGAUUUCCAUGAUAUUUAUGAUACAUGUGAGGGAGGUAAUAAGACUAUUGCUUCAAAUAAUGCAACACAAACAAAAAAACAACCAAUCGAAACUCAACCAAUCACAUUAAGCAAUAAUUUUAAGUCUGAAUCAAAGUCACCCGUAACUCCUGAUAUCAAAGAGCAUCAAUCAUUUUCAAAAGUGCUACACACGUCAGAAAAUUCACCUUCAGAACAACAAAAAAUCUCUGCAUCCACUACAAAAGUACCUAGAGUAAUACAACCCCAUAAAUCUCCCAUUGCAUCUACUAGUACGAUACAAGGAAAUCUUGUAGUAUCACCAUCUAAAAUUCCAGUACGUAGAUCGUCUUCUGGAAACAAUGGUUUAAGUGUAACAAACACACCUAAUAUGGCACCCCCUAAAAAAUGGACACCGCCAACUAACAGCUCGGUGUCAAAAUUAAUUAACAUAAAUAAUUGUGAAGUAUCUAAAUCCUACAGAAUCUUUCAAAUCAAAAUUGUUAAAACUAUGGAAGAUAUUUCUUCCGAAGAAAUUGUUUCAUUAGAAUCGAAAAAAUGUAAAAAUAGUAAGAAAGGAAUAGUUUAUUUAUCAACAAUACCCAAAUAUAUGAAUGUAACUAAAAUCAAAGAAUUAUUAGAAGAAUACGGAAAUAUUGGAAGAGUAUUUUUACAACCAGCUACUAACCCUAAACUAAAGAAGAGGCCUGCCAAACAUUUCACUGAAGGAUGGGUAGAGUUUGAAAAAAAAAAGGUUGCAAAGCAAGUAGCUGAGUUACUAAAUGGAAGAAGAAUCGAUAUUCGUAAAAGGUCUAAAUAUUUUGACAGUGUAUGGAACUUAAAAUAUUUACCAAGAUUCAAAUGGGUUCAUUUAAAUGAACGAUUAGCUUAUGAAAAAGCUGUUCGAAAACAUCGUCUUAGAGCAGAAGUUUCUCAAGUUAAAAGAGAAGCUAAUCAUUUCUCUUCAAAUAUUAUUAAAAGUGAAAAAAAUAGGAUUUCUCGGUGUUCAAAUUUAAAUGUUCAACAAAGACAAAGACAACCAGAAGACAUAAUUAUUAACAGCAAAAAAAACCAAGAUUCAGAAUCUAGAAUAGAUUUUUUGAAUAAAUUAUUCAAUUGAAUUUUUCAA
This is a messenger RNA of Daktulosphaira vitifoliae (grape phylloxera), 2896 nucleotides long. RefSeq lists its product as uncharacterized. The record is from RefSeq and is a predicted model, not a curated record. Gene Ontology annotation, cellular component: nucleolus. Lineage: Eukaryota; Metazoa; Arthropoda; Insecta; Hemiptera; Phylloxeridae. The transcript is spliced from 6 exons. Gene Ontology annotation, biological process: endonucleolytic cleavage to generate mature 5'-end of SSU-rRNA from (SSU-rRNA, 5.8S rRNA, LSU-rRNA); small-subunit processome assembly; endonucleolytic cleavage in 5'-ETS of tricistronic rRNA transcript (SSU-rRNA, 5.8S rRNA, LSU-rRNA). Bases 239 to 2887 code for a protein of 882 amino acids. Gene Ontology annotation, molecular function: RNA binding.